Molecule: messenger RNA, 6787 nt
Organism: Chelonoidis abingdonii (Abingdon island giant tortoise)
Lineage: Eukaryota; Metazoa; Chordata; Testudines; Testudinidae
Gene: NOL4L
Product: nucleolar protein 4 like
Source: RefSeq, a predicted model, not a curated record
AUGCCGAAGCCCUCGCUGCUGCUGCGGGGGAGCCGCCCCGGGGACAGCGAGCUGGGGCGGCAGUUCCGGGACUGGUGCCUCCGCACCUACGGGGACUCGGCCAAAACCAAGACAGUGACCCGGAGCAAGUACCAGCGCAUCGCCGAGGUGCUGCAGGGGGGGGCCUGCUCGGGCACCGGCUCCGGCGGGGGGGAGAAAGGCAAGUUCCAGUUCUGGGUCCGGUCCAAGGGCUUCCGGCUGGGAAGCGGCACCCGGGAGGCGGCGAAGAUGGGUCAAGUGGUGUAUGUGCCGGUGAAAACGGGAACGGGGGCAGAUGGACUGUCGGAGCCUGAGGGCAUCUCUCUGAAACGCGUUGCUGUGGUGGAAGAUUUCUUUGACAUCAUCUACUCGAUGCAUGUGGAGAGCUCAGCAGAGCCAGGCAAAGCACCCAAACAUGCUGGCCAGAAGAAAACCUAUCGAGCGAUUGCAGAGACCUAUGCUUUCCUUCCAAGAGAAGCUGUGACCAGGUUCCUGAUGAGUUGCACUGAGUGCCAGAAGAGGAUGCAUUUUAACUCCAAUGGACUGGAGCCCAAAGAAAAUGAGCCACCCUCCUCUUUGGUGUCUGGAAUCAUUGACUACAACAUGCCUCUCACCUCCACCUAUCUGAAGCAAAUGAAGCUGCGGGUCAUGAAUUCGCAGGAGCAGGAUGAGACAUCGGUGAGUAGUGAGGAUUUUGAUAUGAAUGACUCCACAUGGAUCUCAGCUGACCAGCAUCUUAACUCCAGUUUGAGCCCCAGUCAGGACGAGAGCAUGCGCAGCCCUCAGAAUCUCCACAGCCAGGAGGAUGAUGAUUCCUCAUCAGAGAGCUGCAGUGGGAACGGCUCCUCCACCCUGAACCCUUCCACCUCCAGCAGUACGCAGGGAGACAGCACCUUCCCAGAAAUGAAUGGGAAUGGAACUGCUGCUCCCAUGGACUUCACUGCUUCAGCCGAGGACCAGCCCAUCAACCUGUGUGACAAGCUCCCGCCUGCCCAUGUCACUCCUUCCUACCAGUCAGACAGCUGUGCCGACGGGCUGCGGAGCCGGGUGAAGUACACAGCAAAGACUACAGCCGAGUCCCCUCCAUACAGUUCUGGCAGUUAUGACUCCAUCAAGACCGAGGUCAGUGGCUGUCCGGAGGACCUGACCAUUGGCAGAGCGCCCACAGCAGAUGAAGAUGAUGACGACCAUGACGACCACGAGGAUAACGAUAAGAUAAAUGACUCAGAGGGGAUGGAUCCAGAGCGGUUAAAGGCCUUCAAUAUGUUUGUGCGCCUUUUUGUGGACGAGAAUCUGGACCGAAUGGUUCCCAUCUCCAAGCAGCCCAAAGAGAAAAUUCAGGCGAUCAUUGAGUCCUGCAGCCGACAGUUCCCUGAGUUCCAGGAGAGAGCUCGCAAACGUAUUCGCACUUACCUCAAAUCCUGCCGCCGUAUGAAGAAGAACGGCAUGGAGAUGACCAGACCCACCCCACCACAUCUGACCUCAGCCAUGGCAGAAAAUAUCCUCGCAGCUGCAUGCGAGAGUGAAACACGGAAAGCAGCCAAGAGAAUGCGACUGGAGAUAUAUCAGACAUCCCAGGAUGAGCCGAUCGCCUUGGAUAAGCAGCACUCCAGAGAUUCCACAGCCAUCACGCACUCUUCCUAUUCACUGCCAGCUUCAUCUUACUCCCAGGAUCCGGUCUACAUCAACGGAAGUUUGAACUACAGUUACCGUGGCUAUGGGACCCUUGGAGGCAGCCUGCAGCCACCCACUUCACUGCAAACAGGGAACCACAGUAACGGUCCUACUGAUCUCAGCAUGAAAGGUGGGGCCUCAAGUACAGCCCCUUCUAACAGCACCAGCAGGGGGAUGCCAACUGCUCAGCUCAGCCCCACAGAGAUCAGUGCAGUGCGGCAACUGAUUGCCGGCUACCGAGAAUCAGCGGCUUUUCUUCUUCGGUCUGCAGAUGAACUGGAAAACCUCAUUUUACAGCAGAACUGACUCCUGGUAUCUGUAUAGCUCCUGUGGCAGAAGACAAUUUACACCCUUUGGAAACAGGCUCCCACUGGUAUCCUGCUCAGGACUAACCAUCGUCCUCCCACCCAGUAGCUGGUACAUUUAGUUUUUAAAAGGUGGAACCCAGAACUGUUUUCUUUCACACUCCGAGCACUUGGGGCACAAGGACACAUUUUUGACUCUCUCAACAUAGGUGCGCCUAGCUGAGCAGAAGGCAAACCUACAGCUUGGAUGGGUGGGGAUUUUUUUAGGGUGGAAGGGAGGCUUGGGGCUGCAGAUGUAUUUAGAAUAACCUUUGUGGACCCCAAUGUUAGAAUCACAUCCCCAGAUAAUUACCUUUCAAGGUCUUAGGUGAGCAGAAUUGCAUAUUUAUUGAGAAAUGGACCCUCCUCUCCCCUUAGUAAUUUAUUUUUCUGAAAAUGGAUUAUUUUGAGUUUGUACAGAUUGCCAGUUGUGUGUCCGUCUGAUCAGAAGGAAUUUAUUCCUGUGAAAUAACACAUUCCGGAUCACUACACUACUAAUGGCUGAGCAGCUACACCUGGGAGAGACCCCUUUCCACGGGGUGCAAGUUUCCCAACUAGUCCUAGAACUUCUAGGCUGCUUGACCUCCAGCAAGCUUAGGCAGAAGCUGAACAAUGAAGAAAGAGUGUCUUGUUAGACCUUUAUGCUAAGCAGUCCUGUAGCAGCAGCAAUGGGGCCAAUAUCUCCUGCACAGACUCAGCAAGCUCAGUAGACCUUCAGCUGGAAGGACCUCUCACACUCAUUUAGCUCAGUGCAGAGCAAAACAGAAAAUAUCUGAGAACCACUGUCACGCAUUCACCAUCCAUAUUCUACCUCACACUUCAUUGUGGGCUUUUUCCAGGACUCAGGGGGGUUCUGAACAGUUCACCCUAUAAUGUGGAUGACUAUGAUGUGCAUCCAAGACUGGGGAGCAGAUGGACAACUGACCCAAGCUGGCUCCCUUUUUUGUUCAGAAGAGAAGGAAGGACAUGCACUGCUGAUGGACAGCAGCUCACUGCAGCAAUGGAUGAUGUCAAACCUCUCCUCAGUGAGGAAUCUCAGGCUGUCUCCACAAGUAUAUGUGAAACUAGCGCGGGGGGCAGCAGCAAGAGAAUUGUUUAGAGAAACACAUGUGAAUAAUAAAGACUAGUGCAGACUUUUAGGGAGAAAAGUAAACUACUUCAGUGAAACAAGCAGCUCAUUCCUACUCAAAAGGAAAAUUAGGAGACAGCAGCAGAAAGGGUGGACAUUCUCCCCAGGGCCCAGGCACCCUCCUCAUCCCCCCAGUAACAGUCCUGGGAAAAGCUCACAAUUCCUAAAGUGUGGGGAAAAAAUUGGCCUGAUUACCAUUGCUGUUUCUCCCCAACUCCCACCCUCUCAAAAACCAAGACCAAUGCACUUCCCUUUGCUCAGUGCAAUACCUACUACCAGUGCUGCUAAAACCAGGGACUUUGCUCAGGCAUCAAGAUGCUGAGCAGGGCCAAGCAAUGCAACAUAGUCUGUAGCCAUAAAAAGCAGCAGAUAAUUGCUGCCUAAGAAUCGGUGAGAAGAAGUCUCACCCUCUCCCUUGUCAGUGCUGGCAAAAUUCUCCUCCUGUCCUCCUUUCUAGGGCAAGAACCACAAGCAGCAGCACCAGAUAGACUUGAAUAUUAAAAUAAUUUUGAUCAUUUUAAAUGCAGGUGGUUUCCUUCUCAGAUGUUAGCUCCUUUUAGACCAAUGUAUUGAGAACUCACUUCCGUGAUGAAGGUUUCUGCUCUGCAGUGGUGGUCCACAUUGUUUCCCUUUCCCUCCCCAUCCUACAGAAAUAACCAUACUAGCACAUGGGUUUUACACUUUCAAGUAGCACAGGUUGGGCUCCAGCCUCAAAUAGUUUUUCCAAGAACCUUUUUACCAAAUUAGUUUCCAUUCAUACUAGUGGGAAAACUAUGCUGGCUAAAAAACAAGGCCCUAUCCCUUUCCUUAGCUGUAACGUAGACUAGGCUUCUGGCUCUCUAGAACAGGACUGCCCAGCCAGCCCCAAAAGGGAUUAACUAGUGCACUGACCAUUUUCCCCAAAGCCUGAACUCUCCCCAGCAGCUGGAGAAAAAGGAUUUAAUUCCUGACUGUUUUCUACACUCAGACAGCCCUUGCAGGGAGACGGUGGUGGUUUUGUUGUAAAUCAGAGUUGAUUCCCUUCAUUUUAACAUGAGCCAACAGGGUGGUUCUUUGGGAACAUUCUAACAUUUUGGUUCUUUGGACUAGAGGCAAAAUCUGACCAACUUCCAGGGAGUGUGGGUCAGUAUCAGAGCCAAGGUGUCUGAGAACAGAAUGACCACGCAGAAGUCCAAAUGUCAGGUCCGCACUUUCCCCAGCACUUCACAAGCCUGCAUGAUUUGUCCACAGCAUCCUCCCCUACUUUGAAUUUAUGUAAAUAUUUAUUUUUGUGUGUACAAUACCAUGAAGUAGCAAACCUUUUACAAAAUGUUAACCAGUCAUUUGUGAAAGUCUUAAUGUUAAAGAGAGGCAGAGACAAUCGCUGUCCCAGAAUUCUCUAUAUAAAUUACUUAAUUCUUGCCUCCACUCCUUUCAAGAGGCCAUCAAGAACAUGUAGCCAUAAAUUUGCCAGCCAAUUAACCAACAAAGACAUUGCCCAGGGGCUUAUUAUAACAGAUCAACAUCAGCUGCAGUUUGUUUAAAACUGUAUUUAUGCAACAUCUAGCUGUUUUAGCCAGCUCACCCUGGAACUUCAUGUUUAGUAGCUCUUCGUAUUUAAACCACUGGCAGAACACAGUUGAGACUUAGAUUGCAUAGGAAGAAGACUUGACAGCCUAGUCUGUAACAUCAACUAAUGUUCAUAACCUGCAGCUGGAUGGUACAAACUCAGAUUUCUGAAGCCUUGAUGACAGUAGUACUUGUGACAAGUUGUGAAACAAAUGGGAUCCACUACAUAUUGGUGUUAGGGAAACUUAUGUAAACUGCAUCUUUAGUCUCUUUGGAGCCAUCUCCAGAGAGUAUCUCAGUGCUCUAACUGAUCCUUACUCAGUAGUGGUCCUUCUCUACUCAAAGGCUGGUUCACAGCCAUCUUCCUAAGUUUUCACUAGAUAUUAAAGAGUUAGGAAUCUCAAUUUACGAUUCUCAAUCAGAAGGAAUGAGCAGGAGCAAAAUACCCUGGCUUUCCAGGCUUUGUGAGAGACAAAAGGAGAGCACUGGGUUAGCAGAUGGUCUGGAAAACCAGUGAUGGAGAAGAUAAACCUCUUGUCUUAAACAUCAUCACUACCACCUGUACACAAGGAAUGUUCAGUUCCCAAUGACAGUGUUUCAGCAAGGGGAAGUGUUCACAGGAUUCCCAGCAGACGUGACCUGUACCUCCCCACUCAAAAGGGCCACCUUCUUCCCACAGGUGGCCGUAGGACUUAGUACCAGUCAUUUAUAAAAUGCUGCUUUGAACUCAGAGAGUUAAUAUACUUUUGAUUUGUAAUUUUUUGUAAAAACUUUUUACAAGGUAGCAUAGUAUUUCACCAGAAUACCAACUACAAUCCGUCCAUGGUCUGAUUUUUAUAUAAUUUAGUGGUGCUUUAGAAACUUUUGUUUGGUUGUUUCAGAGCUGUACAGCUCAGUUCUUCGCCUGUAUCUACCUAAGACCAAUGUGAACCUUUGUAUUUUUGCUCCUAAUUUUGGACUCAGUGAAAGUGUACUGUUUACAUGUACAGAACUCCCAGCCCCUGUGUGUUCUGCAAGACCUGCUGUUGAAGAGGAAGAUGUACCUCAGCCAGUUCAUCUGCUUAGCAAAGCCACAGAGACACUGACACAUACUCAACCACCUUAAAAACACAAACCUGGGAUGUGCUGCAAGAGAUUUCAGCGUUUGCACAGCCUCACACACUUUUAAGUGAUCAAUUUGAAAAACAGCUAUAGCUUAAAAUUUGAGAGCUGAUCUGAGAGGGUGAGGUGACCGUAAACAGCCAGGACCUGAAACAGAAAUAGAACCAUAUGAUGGUGCUGUUUCACCACCUUUCCUCCCUGACAUCCCAGGCAUGAAGGUGAACGCUACUAGCUGACUUUAGGGUUCCAGUUGAGUCUAGAAGAAUGCUCAAGCCUAGUGGAGGCCAGGGAGAAGCGGGAAACCCCUUUCCUUCAGCACAAUUGAACACAUUUUUACUGAUUCAUGAUUAAAUCAUCUAAGAUGUCGAUUUCAAAUAAAAAUGCUAGGAGAGUAUUUCUCUCUAGAGACACCGGAGCUCCUAAAUGGAGCAGGAGGCAGCUCGUUUAGAAAGUCAGUACAAUGGGGGGGGGGGGGGGACAGGGUGCGCUCAGAUACUGAGCAUAUGGCACUUAAACCACCAUGGAAAGAUAAUUCAACUUCAAGGCGACACUUUAUUGUUUAAUCAAUUGAUUAAUUUCUAAAUGAUAUUUUUGCAGAUAGGCACCUAUGCAACUUAAUGUGGCUCUUUUAAGCAGAUGAGCACUUCCUCCUCAAUAAGCUCUAUAAAAAUUUGUGUUAUAUACUGUGGAUUUUUCCAGUAAGUGUGGCUUAAUAUUUUAAUUCUUAGAAUGUGUGUCUAUUAUAUGUGAUGCAACUUAAUUCUGUUCUGUUUGUGGAAUGAUUAGCACAGGCCAACUCCCUGUCCCCCUCACUUAACAAAGACCAAUGAGCUGUUAAUCAAGCUGUUAUUUCCAUGGUAUUACUUGCUAAAUGCACUGAUUUCAUAAGUAUGUGGAAUCCUUUUUUUCUUUUGAAUCUGUAUAUCAUAUAUAAGACUGAAUCUACUUAAUAAACACUGUAUAACAAACAGGA